GGGUUUCUGCCCCCGCCCUUCCUCUCCAUUCCUCCCAAAACCCUCCCAAAACCCUAAUCCUAAUUCCCUCCAUGACGACUCGCUUCAAGAAGAACCGGAAGAAGCGCGGCCACGUCAGCGCCGGCCAUGGUCGUAUCGGAAAGCACCGCAAGCAUCCAGGCGGCCGUGGAAACGCUGGUGGCAUGCACCACCAUCGGAUCCUCUUUGACAAGUACCAUCCGGGGUAUUUUGGGAAAGUUGGGAUGCGGUACUUCCACAAGCUCCGGAACAAAUUCUACCGUCCGAUAUUGAAUAUCGACCGCCUAUGGUCCCUAAUACCUGAAGACGUCAAGGAGAAGGCGAAAUCUGCACCAUCGGAUCAAGUCCCUGUGAUCGAUCUCACGCAGUUUGGGUAUUUCAAGCUCCUCGGUAAGGGGAUGCUACCGGAGGGGCGGCCUGUCGUCGUGAAAGCGAAUCUAGUGUCGAAGACCGCGGAGAAGAAGAUCAAGGAGGCUGGCGGGGCUGUCAUGCUCACCGCCUGAUCUGUGGGGCCCAGUCGAUGAAUUGAAGGUAAGGAUCUGAUGGCACAGAUGAAUGAAACCUCUCUAAAUUCUUUGAAUAGGUUGGCACAAUCAAGGUGGAAAGAAAGUCUGCUCAUAGUGUAGAAAUCCUUCUCGAACUGAAUGAACGCCUGGGCCUCGCCAACAUGGUCACCGUCCUUUGCAAGGCUCGAGUCAUCAAAGGAAAGAUUCUAAGUGUUCAACCAAUCAUAUACCAGCAACCGCAGGUGUGUCACCAGCAUUGAUCCGAUAGGAUGAGUUUGUGUCAACAAUGGGCUGAUAAACUCUAAGAGAUGACUAAUGAUUUUCAGUCUUUUAGACAACAGAUGGUCACUGGCUUUGGUGCUAAUACAUAUAGUGGCAUUCUGCACUA
This is a messenger RNA of Magnolia sinica, 912 nucleotides long. RefSeq names its product large ribosomal subunit protein uL15x-like. Gene Ontology annotation, molecular function: structural constituent of ribosome. Gene Ontology annotation, cellular component: ribosome; cytosolic large ribosomal subunit. Bases 72 to 521 code for a protein of 149 amino acids. The transcript is spliced from 2 exons. NCBI's taxonomy places the organism in Eukaryota, Viridiplantae, Streptophyta, Magnoliopsida, Magnoliales, Magnoliaceae. Gene Ontology annotation, biological process: translation. The record is from RefSeq and is a predicted model, not a curated record.